Lathyrus oleraceus (garden pea) is the source of this 1018-nucleotide messenger RNA. RefSeq names its product putative ripening-related protein 1. The record is from RefSeq and is a predicted model, not a curated record. NCBI's taxonomy places the organism in Eukaryota, Viridiplantae, Streptophyta, Magnoliopsida, Fabales, Fabaceae. The transcript has a single exon. The coding region runs from base 443 to 1003 and encodes 186 amino acids.
AAAUAAGAGUAAACAAUAAAAGAAAAGAAACUUUGGGGUAAAAACUCUUCAUUUUGUUUAUACAACUCUUAGUUGUUCUUGUUAAUGUUGAUGCUAAGAUGGAGAGUUUAGUAGGUUAUAUAUAGGAAACUUAGUGUUUGUAAAGUAAAUUGUAUUGAAGAAGCAGAGGGUGGAGGUUAGUUUUUGGGUCAAGGCAAUGAGGUCUACCCUGCCGUGUUGGCUCAAAUGACAACUACCGUAACAUAGGAUUGCUUUUAAGGUCAAUGAACCAGUUCUAUACUGCCGUGUCCAUUUCAGAUACUUUGAUACUAGUCAUAUGCAAUCUUUUUAAAAGAAACAAAAAACAGAAUCAUUUUUAAGAAACCAAUUUGAGCAACAUCCUAUUUAUUUAUAUCCAGCACUCAAAAGAACAAUACAAACUGCAAAACAAGGUACAGACCCAAUGGAGUGCUUCUUCUCAAAUACAUUCAUUUUUCUCUUACUCUUUUUCUUCUUGACAAAUUCUCUAUGCAUUAAAGCUCAAAAAUGUCACCCUAAUGGUAUCGUAAAAGGUAAAAGCCCUUCCGGGCAUUGCAGUCACGAGAAUGACUUAUGUUGUGUACCAGGUAAGAAAUAUCACACGUACAAAUGUUCACCACUGGUGUCUAGUCACACGAAGGCAUAUCUCACUCUUAACAGUUUUGAAAAAGGUGGAGAUGGUGACGGCCCUUCAACAUGUGAUGGCAAAUAUCAUUCCGAUGAAACGCCGGUGGUGGCACUAUCCACUGGAUGGUUCAACACUAAGAGAAGGUGCCUUCAUAAUAUCACCAUAAAUGGGAAUGGUCAAAGUGUGGUUGCAAUGGUAGUUGAUGAGUGUGACUCAUCAAAGGGGUGUGAUGCAAAACAUAAUUAUCAACCACCAUGUGCCAAUAAUAUUGUUGAUGCUUCAAUGGCUGUGUGGAAAGCCUUAGGUGUCCCUAGGAACCAAUGGGGUGGGUUGGAUAUUACAUGGUCAGAUGUUUGAUGGUUCAGUAUGUGU